Blepharisma stoltei is the source of this 1516-nucleotide messenger RNA. NCBI's taxonomy places the organism in Eukaryota, Ciliophora, Heterotrichea, Heterotrichida, Blepharismidae. The record is from the annotation of a GenBank genome assembly.
AUGCUAAAUUUUAGUAUACUAAUUGACCAAGAAUAGCCCACUAAGGAGCCAUUCUUGGUCUGCCAGAAAAAAUUUUGACAAAAGAUCCUAAUCUGCCAUUACCACUGAGUUUUGGUGUUUCCAAAUUUUUUGGGCAAGCCAAAUGCAAAUAAAAAAAAUUGCUCUUUUGCGAUGAUGCAUUUGGCUUGUCAAAAAAAUUUGGCAAUACCAAAAUUCAGUGGUAAUGACAAACGAUCCUAAUCUGCAAUUACCACUGAGUUUUUGGUGUUGCCAAAAUUUUUUUGACAAGCCAAAUGCAUCAUCGCAAAAGAACAAUUUUUUUUAUUGCAUUUGGCUUGCCCAAAAAAUUUGGAAACACCAAAACUCAGUGGUAAUGGCAGAUUAGGAUCUUUUGUCAAAAUUUUUUCUGGCAGACCAAGAAUGGCUCCUUAGUGGGCUAUUCUUGGUCAAUUAGUAUAACUCCCCCCUUGUGAGCAAAAAAACCAUCGGAAAAUCCUUAAUAUUUGGGUUAAAUAUACCCUUUGUGAGCGAACAAAUAUUUUUAAAAAAAAUAUUUCGAUAUAUAUAGUGAUAAUUCUGUUUAAUUUUAAACAUCCAUUUUAAAACAUAAAUUUGCAUAUUAAAUUAUUUUUUACUUCUAAAUUUUAGCAUUUUGAAGAAAAAAAAAAUUAAUCCCCCCUCGCUCCCAGAGAUUUUAUAAAAGUGUAUAUCGAUACCCUUAUGUCGGCGACAAUAAAUCGUUCAAACCACAAAAAGCAUUAGUGAUAACAGGCUCUUUAUUCCCUCCUUCUUUUAGUGAACAAAACACUUUGCUCGCUCAUCGAGGGGUUUUUAUUUUUUUUUAAAAAUUUAAUAUCGUAAAUUUUUUUUCAAAAUCCCCAAUUCGAAAUAAUUUUAGCAAAUGCUAAUUUUAUAGUAAAUUGUAUGUUUAAAAUGCAAGCUGCUUAAAUUUAAACAAAAUUAGCUAGAGAUUUCGUUAUACUAAUUAUCAUUUAUAUAUCAAAAUAGUUUUUUUAAAAAAUUUCUAGAUUAAAUAAAUUUUUUGUUUACUCACGGAGGGUAGAUUUUAACCAAAAAUUAGGAUUUUUCCAAUGGUUUUGCUCACUCUAAAAGGGGGGAGCUAGUAUUUAUAGCAACCUAUCUAAUUUACAAGCAAGUAAGUAAAACAAGAAAAAGUCGCGAAUUGUUCUCAUCAAACUAUAAAGAAGUAGACCCUGAAAUGCUUGUUCCAAAGCUUGAGAAAAUGAAAAAAAUUGACGAAGUUAAACUUAAAGAAGCAAUUUUAGACGGCGAUAAGUUCAUUCGUGAUGAAAUAAGAAAAAAAAUUGCCAUCACUCCAGGAGAAUAUGCAUUUCUUCACUUAAAAGGAGUCAAGGAUAAAACAGGAUUUAUGAAAUUUGUUGAUAGAGCAGUUAUCAGCUCAAUGAAAGCACAAGGAAAUGAUAUAUUUGAGUAUAAAAGACCUCCGAUUAACAAAAAUCUUAAUAUAAUGAAUAAGAAAUCAUCUUCAACAUAA